This is a messenger RNA of Epinephelus fuscoguttatus (brown-marbled grouper), 885 nucleotides long. RefSeq names its product gamma-crystallin M3-like. Gene Ontology annotation, molecular function: structural constituent of eye lens. Gene Ontology annotation, biological process: lens development in camera-type eye; visual perception. The coding region runs from base 31 to 570 and encodes 179 amino acids. The transcript has 3 exons. The record is from RefSeq and is a predicted model, not a curated record. Lineage: Eukaryota; Metazoa; Chordata; Actinopteri; Perciformes; Serranidae.
GUGCAAUCAGGGAUAGGACUGAACACCAAAAUGGGCAGAAUCAUUUUCUACGAGGACAAGAACUUCCAGGGUCGCUCUUAUGAGACCAGCAGCGACUGUCCUGAGUUGACCUCCUACCUGAGCCGCUGCAACUCCUGCAGGGUGGAGAGCGGCUGCUUCAUGGUCUACGAACGUCCAAACUUCAUGGGCCACCAGAUGCUGGCCAGGAGGGGAGAGUACCCCGACAACCAGCGCCUGAUGGGAAUGAGCAUGAGUGACUGCAUCCGUUCAUGUCGCAUGAUCCCCAUGCACAGAGGUCCAUUCAGGAUGAGGAUCUACGAGAGGGAGAACUUCGGAGGUCAGAUGCAUGAGCUGAUGGAUGACUGCGACAACAUCCAGGAUCGUUACCGUAUGUCCGACUGCCAGUCUGUUCAUGUGAUGGACGGCCACUGGCUGAUGUACGAGCAGCCCCACUACAGAGGCAGGAUGCUGUACCUGAGGCCCGGAGAGUACAGGAGCAUGAGAGACAUGGGAAUGGGUCCCAUGGACAUGAGGAUCGGAUCCAUGCGGCGUAUAAUGGACUCCUGCUAGAGAACAGCACAGGCUGGAGGCUUAAAAAACAAAAUCAACAAAUAUCAAUAAAUCAAUUUAGCGUUGAGUUUGGUACCAGUGAGCCGGGAGGAAAAUUUGGCCACAAAAUUAGACUCUAAAAAAAAUGUUUUUGCAUGAAUCAUCAGCAUCCAACUGAUCCGGUACGUCAGAGGACAGUUCAGGCUGUAGUGACUGCUGCUAUUUUAAUAACUGUACCCCAUAGCCAGGUCAAGACUUCUUCUUCUUCUACCUAUGGAAUGUGUUAUGUCAUAUAUGAUGCACGUGACAAUAAAGAUGAAUUUCAAAUGAUGGAAA